UUUUUAUUAGCGGUAUUGUUUUUUUUGUUUUUCUAUUAUUUUUGUUCUUGUUUGUAUUCGAGAGGGGAAAAGCUUGCUUUCCGCCUUGCGUACGCACGGCACGCACAUACAUUCGGAAGUAGAGGCGGUUUAAGCAUAUUCGCUUGUCGCUUCACAAUACACUUUGAUUAUUCACCCUUAUUACCCUUUUUUGCAUUCCAUUUUUGGAAAAAGAAAAAAAACUCGACGAAAAGGGGUGCACUACCCCGGUUAACCACAAGACACCCCUCACACCUUUUCUUUUAUUAUUUUCGUCUUAUUAUUAUUAUUGUAUUUUCACCCUAAUAAUGAUUAGUUUUCGGAGCCCGCUUUUUCGAUUCCUGCUCCUAGCACUGACGCUGGUCGGACUUUACGGGCUGAUACACGUAAACUACGACGCAGCCAGCGACUUUAUCAGCAGCAAGAAGCUCGAGCCAUACCGGCGGCAAGUAAGCUACGAGCCGGGGGCGCCCAAGCCGGUCAACGGGUGUUUUGCCGUGCUCGCUCGCAACCAGGACUGGCGCUCCCUGCGCGAGUCCAUGAAGCAAAUGGAGGACCGGUUCAACCACCAGUUCAACUACCCGUACGUGUUCCUCAAUGACGAGCCGUUCUCUGAAGAGUUUAAGAACAUGACCCGGUCGAUGACCAAUGCAGACGUCCACUAUGGGCAGAUUCCCAAGGAGCAUUGGUCGUACCCGAUACCUGUGGAUAUCACGUAUGACCCGUUCCUGUACAUGAAGGAGCGCAAGAUCCGGUACGGGUGGACUAUCGGGAUCUACGAGCUGAUGGACACUGUGCCAACACUGUGGGAGUCUGUUAAGAAGUUCAUAGCGCAUAACCCGGAUCUGAUUCCUGCGCAUAACUCCCUCUGGUGGGUGUCCCGAGACAACGGCACGUCGUACAACGGGUGCCAUUUCUGGUCCAACUUUGAAAUCGCCGAUUUGUCGUUUUACCGCAGCGAGGCGUAUACCAAGUUCUUUGACUUUUUGGACAAGGAGGGCGGCUUCUUUUAUGAGCGCUGGGGCGAUGCGCCGGUGCACUCAAUUGCUGCUGCUCUGUUCUUGCAGAAGGAGGAGGUGCACUGGUUUAAUGAUAUUGGGUACUUGCAUCCUGGGUGGCAGCAUUGUCCGAGCGGUGACGCGUGGGUUAAGAAUAGGUGCACGUGCGAUCCGAAUGACAAGGACAGGACUAUUACGGCUGCUGGGUGGGGCAAGUGCUCGCGUGAGUGGGAGCUGCUUCCGGACACUCCCGCAAAGUACCGCAAGGCCCGUGUGGACUGAAGAGCCAAUGAUUUUUCGUAUUGUAAUCUCAAUCUCAAUUUUUUUAUAUCCAUCACAAAAUCACAUCGAAAUUAUUUUUCUUU
Molecule: messenger RNA, 1381 nt
Organism: Kickxella alabastrina
Lineage: Eukaryota; Fungi; Kickxellomycota; Kickxellomycetes; Kickxellales; Kickxellaceae
Product: nucleotide-diphospho-sugar transferase
Exons: 2
Coding region: 327-1298 (323 amino acids)
Biological process (GO): cell wall mannoprotein biosynthetic process; protein N-linked glycosylation
Cellular component (GO): membrane; Golgi apparatus
Molecular function (GO): alpha-1,2-mannosyltransferase activity
Source: RefSeq, a predicted model, not a curated record